AUGGACCGCGACACCAGGAUAAUCACCCCUCGUGAGGUCGAGGGCCUCAUCGCCGACGGCAAGGUCAUCGUCAUCCUCGACGAGAUGGUGCUUCGCCUCGACAGCUGGCUCCAGAAGCACCCCGGCGGCCGCUUGGCUAUCCUGCACAUGGUGGGAAGAGAUGCGACCGACGAAAUCAAAGUGUAUCAUUCGGCGGCCACACUGAAGACCAUGAAGGCCUUCCGGAUAGGCCGGAAGCCUGCGGGUCCUUGGGUCAACAUGACACCACCAAUUAGGGGCGGUGUCUACACCAAGCAAGACACCACGCCUGCAGAUGCAGCCGCAGAUGUCUCCGAUGCCCCUGCCGACAUCGUCGAUUGCCCCUCGUCGGAUCUCGACGAGGAUUCCACAGACGAUGCCGUCAGCGAAGUCUCCGAUGGGACCUCCCGCACAUCCCUGACAUCCGACUGCAGCUCUGCCGAGGAGGACGUCAAGGUCCAGGACAAGGUCGACACCGGCAUCCGGAGACGUCUCGCCGCCCACGGCGAUCUUCAAGACUUCACCGAUGAUGGCCUCAAGCUGUCCAGCCGCAGCCAGGCCCCCAAGACCGCCGCUGAGUUCACCGACUGGGCCAUGCAGCAGGGCAUCGAGAAGGAUCUCGACGAAUACCCGUCUCUCGACCCUGCCGUCCAGCAAGAUAUCCAGGCUAAGUACCGCGCCUUGCACGAUCGCAUCCAGGACGCCGGUCUCUACGACUGCCCUUAUCUCGACUACGGCAAGGAGAUGGCCCGUUACACGACCUUGUUCGUGUCUUUCCUCAUCUUCCUCCACUACGAGUGGUACAUGACCUCGGCUUGCUUCUUGGGUCUCUUCUGGCAUCAAAUCAUGUUCACCGCCCACGACGCUGGCCACGGUGCCAUUACGCACAACUUCUCCUUCGACACCCUCAUUGGUCUCUUCAUUGCCGACUUCUGCUGCGGUCUGUCUAUGGGAUGGUGGAAGAGCAGUCACAAUGUCCACCACCUCAUCACCAACCAGCCUGAACACGAUCCCGAUAUCCAGAACGUCCCUCUCUUCGCGACGUGCCCUUCUUUCUUCAAGUCCCUUCGCUCCUCCUACUACGACUUCACCUUCGUCUGGGACGCCGCCGCCGACUUCCUCGUCCAGUACCAGCGCUUCACCUACUACCCUGUCAUGGGUAUCGCGCGCUUCAACUUGUACCUCCUGUCGUGGCUUCACGUCCUGUCGACCAAGUCCUCUGCUCUCGGUAACAGCAAGGCCUGGUGGAUUCGCCCGACCGAGAUCGCCUUCAUGGCUUGCUUCUGGUACAUCUUCGGCUACCGCCUUAUCCUCUGCACGCUGCCCACCUGGCCCAUCCGUGUCGCCUUUGUCCUCGUCUCCCACAUCAUCACCAUGCCGCUCCACGUCCAGAUCACCCUCAGCCACUGGGGCAUGUCGACCUCGGACCUCGGCGAGAGCGAGUCUUUCCCUCAGCGCCAGCUGCGUACCACCAUGGACGUCGACUGCCCUGCCUGGUUGGACUUCAUCCACGGCGGACUCCAGUUCCAGGCCGUCCACCACCUCUUCCCCCGCGUGCCCCGUCACAACCUGCGCAAGGCCCAGGUCUUUGUCCGCGAGUUCUGCGCGGAUACCGGUAUUCCUUACUCUAUUUUGAGCUUUGUUGAUGGAAACAAGAAGGUUUUGGGUAGACUCGAGGAAGUCAGUGAUCAGCUCAGAAUCAUGCUCAACUGCCAAAAGUACAUGGCGGAGACGGGCGAGAGCGGGCUGCAUUAG
Molecule: messenger RNA, 1773 nt
Organism: Colletotrichum chrysophilum
Lineage: Eukaryota; Fungi; Ascomycota; Sordariomycetes; Glomerellales; Glomerellaceae
Exons: 4
Coding region: 1-1773 (590 amino acids)
Biological process (GO): lipid metabolic process
Cellular component (GO): membrane
Molecular function (GO): oxidoreductase activity, acting on paired donors, with oxidation of a pair of donors resulting in the reduction of molecular oxygen to two molecules of water
Source: RefSeq, a predicted model, not a curated record